ACUGGUUACAUACUGCUAUUAAAACUGAUGAACUCGAAGCCAGAAAAUAUAUAAAAAGCUUGUUUCAAUCUAUAGCAGGAGAAAAUAAAGUAGAAAUAUUUUUUCGAUUUUAUAGGAAUAUAAAGCAUCAUACCACUGUUUUCGUGUUGCAAUAAACGUCAAUUUUUGACAAUUUUGCUCAUCGUCGUAAUGUUGGCAUUAUGACAGUCCUAAAUAGCAAAUGAAAACAACAAGCAAUGGUAGAGGUGUGAGGUUAUGCAAUGUGAUUAUAUACUUCGCGUGACGGUAGUGUUGAUGGAUAGUUUUGACAGAAUUGUCAGAUCCCAAAGUUUAUAGGGAUUUGUUGUCUACGUUAGCAGAGUGGCAUACUGUUUUGAAAUGAGCUGACAACAUGGAAAAGGGGACAGUCGCAAAGGUGAUAAAUGACUUUCUCACGACGACUGCAGGAGAACUUUCACUGUGUAAAGGAGACAUUGUGCAGAUUCUGGAGAAAAUAGAUCGUCACUGGUGUAAUGGUAUUGUUAAUGGUACAUGUGGAAAAGUACCAUUGAACUACUUGAUAGAAGUGGACCCACCUGAUCUGCAAAAUGAUUAUGAACUCUUUGCCACAAUUGCUGAUUUUCCUGGACAACAACCUGGUGAUCUUUCAUUCAGGAAAGGUGAGCUGAUUAUUGGCAUAAAAAAGAUUGAUGAUAAUUGGUGGGAGGGAAGUAUUGGAAGUAGGAAGGGUAUGUUCCCUACAACAUACACAUGGAAGCUGGACUCAUCGUACAUAAAGGUGAAAUGUAAACCUAAAGUUUUAAAUAUGACAGCAAAAGUGAAGAUGAGUAUGAAAGCUCAGCUAGAGGAGGAGAUAGAUUUGUACGAAGGAGAAAUAUUGACUGUUACUGAAGUUAUUGAUAAGGAUUGGUAUAGGGGUUGCUGCGGGGACAGAAUUGGAAUUUUUCCCGCAGCUUACGUCACUUUACUAAAAGAUGCCACUGAUGUGAUGGAUGGUGAACAUACAAAUAUUCAGAACCAAUCCCUUAUUGUUAAUAGUGCCACAUUUAAUUGCACGGAUAUUAGAAAACCAGCUGUUAACACUCUUGGAGCGCAAUCGUCAAAUGAAGGAUCACAGAAUGAAUAUGUAACUAGCACAGAACGUGUCAAAGCAGACCUAGACAACUUGGAUGUGAUGAACAUUUUAGAUGACGAUUAUUUUAGGAAAAAUAUGCCAUCUGUAUUUACCAGCAACAGUGCUCCAGUUACUCAUACGUAUAGUUCAGAAGUGUCAUCGACUCGUGAUGUUCAACACAUGGAAGUUGAUAUUUGUCCUUAUGGUGUAACACUGUACCCCUUUUAUGCCCAAUUUGACAAUGAACUAAGUUUUCAUGAAGGUGAAAUAGUGAGUCUUGUCAGACAUGUGAGCAAAGAUUGGAUAGAAGGAAAAAUUGAUGGUAGAAAGGGGAUAUUUCCAUCCAGUUAUGUGAAUAUCAUUGUAGAUUGUCAGCCCCAGUCUGAAUUUUCAGUGAGUAAUGACAGAACUGUACUUCAUGAAGUUGAAAAUGUGGAAAUGAGGAAGAAACAUGACAUACUUCCACCAAAUUCAUUUGCUGUGGUAUUGUUUAAUUUUGAUGCACAGAUGGAUAGUGAUCUGACUGUAAAGCAAGGUGAAGUUGUUUGUGUUCUUCAGCAACCUAAUCAAGACUGGUGUGAAGUAAAAAAUUGUUAUGGAAGUUCAGGCCUUUGCCCACGUACUUAUUUAGCAUCAUACACAGUGCCAAAUAAAUUCACAGAAGGCAGUAAUCGUAGACUGUCAGUUGCAGGUGACGCUGGCUUCAGAAAAAACUUAACUGAUGUGCCAUUUCCUGACAAAACAGACUUAAAUAAGAGAAGAACUCUUGAAAGUUUUGGUUAUCAUGAUAAGUGGAAGAAUAACAGCAUUGAUGAUCUAAUUUCCAAAAAUCUGGAAACUCUUCAAAAUUCAUACACAUGGAGUUCAAAAAUGAAUUAUAGUAAUAGAAGUGUUGCAGAUUCUGAGUGCCCGAUAACUGAGAAUAUUGCAGUAGCUCAGGAUGAGGCCAUAAGGCACAGUCCAGUGUAUUUAGCUGAAGAACCAUCAGAAACGCAAACUACCAUGCUCCAAGAACAAAGUGAUUCUCGAUUUGAUGCGAGAAGAAGAGAAGUUACUUGGAACACGUACAAUGAUGUUUUCAAAGGAGGACAUUUCAGUACAAAAUGUGUGAACAAUCAGUGCCGUGUAUCACCUGUUCUGAAGAGGCAAGCUUCUGACAGAGUGCCCCACAGGCCAGCUCCACCAGUGCCAUUGCCUGGCCACAAACCUGUCCAUCGUUCAAUAAGAAAACCAAACAAGAAAAGUGUCCAUCUUGGUAAACUGGGAUCUCUCAUCAGUGCAAAAGAAAAACAAUUACAUGAAAUAAAGAAAGAAAAAAAGGAAAUUGAAAACAAGCUCAGCAACAAUCCACACGAGAAUGAAGACAGUGUGCAAGAAAUGAAAUACAGGAUAAGAGAGUGUGAAGAAAAGAUUCUCUUCAUUGAAGCUGAUUUAAAUCGUAUACAAGGAAAUGUGUCACAAAAUAGUGUGGAUGAUUUGAGCAAACAAGACUGUGUGCUGCAGCAGAAACCACCUAGUGAUGUAAACUCCAGUGGCCAGGAAAUUAAUACUAACCUUGAAGUUAUGCAGACUACUUCUGUUACAGAAGAGGACCUAAGGAAGAAGAAACAGGAACAGAGACAAAAUGUAAUAUCAGAACUUGUCUUCACAGAGAAAGAAUUUGUCCGUGACCUGAAAAUUACCUAUGAAACUUUCAAUCUGCACAACCCUGAAUUUCUUGAGAACAGGGGCAUUAAUGUUGAAAUUGUUUUUGGGAACAUACUGGAUGUAAUGCAUCUGGCUGAAGACUUGCUGGACAAACUUCAGCUGGCAAUGAAGGGUAAAAAUGAUGAUGAGCAGUGUGUUGGCCCAUGCUUUUUAGAGCUCGCUGAAAGAAUGAAGACAGUUUAUGGUCAGUACUGCAUGAACCAUGAUGAAGCCCUUCUGUUACUAGAAAAGUAUGAAUCAGAUGAAGGUAUACAGAAGAUCUUUAACAAAGGCUUGGAGACACUACGAUACCAAAUUGCAUGUUUUGAUAUGGGAUCAAUUCUGAUCAAGCCUGUUCAGAGGAUAUUGAAGUAUCCUCUUAUUCUCAAUGAACUUAUAAAGUGCACAGAGGAUGAUCACAAGGACAAACCUGCUCUCCUGGAUGCUGUAAGAACAAUAACAGAUGUGGCAACAUACAUCAAUGAAUACAAGAGGAGGAAAGAUAUAGUGCUGAAAUAUCUGGAAGAUGGCAAUUCUACCAUAUCACAAAAGAUGGCCAGAUUAUCUUUACAUUCAGUAGCAAAGAAGUCUUCACGAUUGGGAGCAAUGUUUACAUCAAGCUUAGGACUCAGCUCUGCGACAAAAGAUCCUAUUUUUCAAGAAUAUGAAACACAAUUCCAUCUACUGGAAAAAACUAUUAGACUGUUUAUGAAAAAUGUAGAGAUUUUUAUGAAUCAUAUUCAUGAAAUGGUAACAGCACAUAGCAAUUUGGGUGAAUCAGUGAGUUACUUCUAUCAAGAAAGACAUUCAGAAGUUGAAGACUUCAGCCGAAUUCAAAGGCUUAUAAGUCGGCAGUUCUGGAAGGAGUUUGAAAGUAUGAUACAAAGGCAAACAUUUAUGCCCCUCAGUUCACUAUUGGAAUUAUUUGAAGGACCAUCAAUAUUGAUACAGAAGUGCAAUGAUAAGUUUCUUGACUAUGCAGCAUGUUCUGCAAAGGCUGAAAAAUAUAAAGACUCACGAUUGGUGCAAGAAGAACUUUUGGCAGCAAAAAACAAUUAUGAAGCAUUAAACUCACAUCUACUUGAUGAACUCCCAACCUUAAUUAGGACUGCUUUAGAUCUCUUUCUGGAAUGCUUAACAGCAUUUGUAACAGCAAGAAAGUUGUUUUCAGGAAAGAUUACAAAACAGUACCUUUCUUUGAUGGACCUUCCUCUAAUGCAGUCUGCUCAAGCUGAUGCUUUGGAAAACUUUGCUGUUAAACAUAGCCUUGUCCUAAAUCAACUGGCACGUUUAACAUGUCUCAUGAAGAAUACAAGACUGGAUGUAACUGUGAAAAAGCCUGCAAAAUCAUCUCCUACACCAUCACCAAGAGUGUCUCAUGUGGAAGCAUCUGAUCAGGUUGCAUUGACUCAGAGUGACAGUCAGAAGACAUAUCUGAAAAAUCGUUAUGGAGUUGAUACACUAUUUUAUACAACCAAAUCAUACACAAGUAAACAGCCGUUAGAAUUGUCAGUUUCCACUGGGCAUUUAGUGGCAGUUAUAAAGAAACAAAAUCCCAUGGGAGAUAGUUCAGUGUGGUUUGUAGAUGAUGGAGCCAAUCAAGGUUUUCUUCCAAGUAGCAUCUUAAUUCCAAACAGAGGUGAAUCACCAGUUAUGGACACAGAACAAGGUACAAAAUCAAAACGAAGUCAGCAACAAGACAUCACUGAUUCAACUAAACAGUUUCCGUCUCCACCAUCAUAUGAUGAUGCCCUGGCUACAUCUGUACUGAUCCCUAAGCAGUCUGAUAUUACAAACAGUCAGACUCCUGUCCUAGAAGCUGAAGAUCUCAAAGAAGACAACUAUGAAGAAAUUUCUGAUCCAAGUCAGGAGCAUUUGUAUUCAGAGCUUGUAUUUGAGCCAGACCAGCGAACAAGAGAGUUCUACUAUGCUGUCUACAGCUUUGAAGGCCAGGGACCUACUACAUUGGCUAUAAAGGCUGGGCAAGUUGUUAAUGUUCUCCAACAUGAAGAUGCACAAGGAAAUUCCGAAUGGUGGCUAGUAGUUGACAGGUUUGGGAACAAAGGAUAUGUACCAGCAAAUUACCUUGCUAAGUAUAAUGAUUACAGUAAUUAAUGUAUUGUAUGAUGACAGCAGUCAGUUUCUUUCUGUAUACUGUAUUCAUUUUGUUAAUUAUGUGCAGACUGUAGUCUGUGUGAAAAACUGCAAAUGUUUUUGUAAGUGCCAAAGCCAAACAGACUAUGUGCAGCUAAGACCCACAUAUCAUUUCAUUAUUGUAUGCAUUUAACUGACCAGAAUAUUCAGUUAUUAAUAAUUUUAACUCCUCAUUUUGUGUGCUUUUGUGGUUUCAGCUAUAUCACAAUGCUCUGUGCUUGUAAUAAUGUUGUAUUUUAAAGUGCUGAAUGCAUGUAAUGUUUUUUGGAGGAAAACCUAAUUAUUUUACUUUAUUUGAAUAGCAUCUGUUUGGGCAUAUGCUAUAAACUCUAAGUUGUUUUCUCCCAUGCAAAUGAAACCAUAUCUGUGAUAUUCUGCCUGCUAUGUAGUUUUGUGCUAACUAAGAAUGAAAAGAAAAUGUUUCCAUUCAAGAGUCGCAAGAUUUUCUGUGCUGUAAGUCUGCCAACAAAGCUGUUAAUCAUUCAUCUGUAUAAAGUGCAUAGAAUGCAUGCCAUUACAUCGAUGUUUUUGCCAGACUUUACAAGUGCAAGAUAUGAAAUAUUUGUUCCUGUACUGAUGGCAGCUUAAUAUUUUUGUAAGUGGUGAGAAUACUGGUGUGUGCAAGGUCUGAAAAAGAAGUGGAAAAAAUGCCCACUCACCAAUAAUACUCAGUAAGGGGAAAAAAACUGUUUUUGGGCCUCAGAUCCUUGUGUAAUCUGCUGAUAGACACUCUAGGGAUAGAGGUACUCAGGGUACCCUCCGCCACACACCGUCAGGUGGCUUGCGGAGUACGGAUGUAGAUGUAGAUGUAGAUGAACAAAUUGGUGCAGAAAAGGAACAGACUAUCAAGAUUACAAACUUCCCAAGAGAGAAAUAUUGUGUGUUGUGGGACUUAAACCCAGACCAUUGCUUUUCAAGGGUGAUGCUCUUACACACAGCCAGCCAUCCAUCCAUCCAAGAAUGAAUCAUUUCUGAUCUUCACAGCUUCAAUUAUGUAACACAAGAGAGUAGCAUUCCCUGCUGCCCAAGUAGAGAACUUGAGAAGUGGAGCUGCUGCUGCUGCUGCUGAUGAUGAUGAUGACGAUGAUCAUAUGUUCAUUUUUGAUCAGUUCAUGACAAAAUUUCAAAUGCCAAUCUGAUACCUGCACAGGAAUGUUUACUGACAAAUUGGAACACUUGACCAGCUGGUCCCAACAUGUGAGUCAGCAAUAACUCUAAGGUAGUGAAUUUGAGCAACUUAAAAGGGCAAAAGAUAAAUGAUUUCUGAAGUUAUAUGCCAUCCAGGCCUUUGUAUUUUUCAAGAUGGUUGGGGGUGGCACUGCAUUACAAAAUGACCAAAGUUUUAGUCUGACCUGCUGUGUUUUGGAAAGUGGUUAUAUCCAAUAAAUGACAGUUCUUGUACUUUUGAAAUGAGAACAGAAAAUACAAAGUACCUUGCUAACAGUCAAAUAAGUUGAUUCAAUAACAUAUUUGGACAUGUAACAAAUAUUAACUUUCAAAACAUAUAAUAAAGGCCUUUGUUGUUGUAUUUCAGUGGAUUAGGCCCAUAUUUUGUUUUAUUUCACAACACUGAGGAAACGAAUUUGCACCUCUCAGAAAUUUUAUAUUAAAAUUUCUGGUGCAAGGCAGCUGGGUUUGUUAUACCAUCAUCUCCAGUCUAUUAUAGGCUGCAUUUGCAGCACAUGCAGUGCUUUUAAAAAUUGCAUUAUGAUUUUGCUACCUAGACAUUUAUAGGUCACUUGAGAAUCCUUGUGAUGCAUAGUAGCUACCAUGGGUUGAAGAUCUGAUUAAUUAAUUAAAGAAUUAAAUGCUGUUAGUAUUCAUUCCCUCCUCUUCCCUAAACAAAAAUUAUGGAUGCCAAGUCAAUUAAAUAUUUCUUCUUUCUUGCAAACACAAAAAAAUACUGGCUUGGAGCAAUAUUUAUUAACAUCAGUAUUUUAUGUAGAAAUUGUAUAUUGUUUGUUCUGACAAAUUAACUUAUUCUAGCAGUAAUUCAGUUCCUUAUGUAAUCUUCAUUAGAAUGAUUUGCAUUUUAAAUGUGAUCUUACUUUCGUUAUUUUAAACAUACUGUACAGAAAUUAUAUUGUGAAUUAUAUUUGUUGUGGAGUAAUAUGUUGUAUAUAUUUUGUUGUAUGUGAACAAAUUUACCCACAUUUUAAUAAAAAUGUUCUGAACAUUACUGUAGUCUUGCUUGAAUUGUAUGUGCCUUGGGGGGGGGGGGGGGGGGGGAGGAUUGGAUUGAAUACAUUAUGUGGUAAAACAUAUUGGCAAGGUCAUUAUACAUAGAGAAAUAGUUCAACUGAAGGAGAAUGGCAUCUAAGAGUAUGUAGCCUGCUGAAGACCAGUGAAAUCCAUUUUAUAUGUAGAACGAUAUGCAAUAAAUAAAACAUAUUGAACAGA
Messenger RNA from Schistocerca gregaria, 7354 nucleotides. RefSeq names its product dynamin-binding protein-like. Gene Ontology annotation, molecular function: protein binding; guanyl-nucleotide exchange factor activity. The record is from RefSeq and is a predicted model, not a curated record. Gene Ontology annotation, biological process: intracellular signal transduction. Gene Ontology annotation, cellular component: cytoplasm. The coding region runs from base 392 to 4915 and encodes 1507 amino acids. NCBI's taxonomy places the organism in Eukaryota, Metazoa, Arthropoda, Insecta, Orthoptera, Acrididae. The transcript has 23 exons.